Molecule: messenger RNA, 2243 nt
Organism: Suillus paluster
Lineage: Eukaryota; Fungi; Basidiomycota; Agaricomycetes; Boletales; Suillaceae
Exons: 12
Coding region: 344-2164 (606 amino acids)
Molecular function (GO): N,N-dimethylaniline monooxygenase activity; NADP binding; flavin adenine dinucleotide binding
Source: RefSeq, a predicted model, not a curated record
ACUAUAUAGUGUCAGAGCUCAGCGCUGUUUGUCAAUGAGCGUGGCAAAGUGACUGUUCGCUCCUUCUGACAACCUUCUAUUGCAACUUACUUGUGACACUUACAUACACCAAGUCUCUUGUACUUCUCAAAAAGGUGCCAAUCGGUCAUUGACAGGUCACUUGAGAAGUGUCCAUUCAUGACUCAUGCAUACAUGAACAUCUGACCAUGAAUGAUAAAGUACGUACUUAUUAAGCCGCAGUGAUGGAACUCCGUCCUUCCUACCGAGGGCAUUUAUAGUACUGAUUAUCAGUGAUUAUCUCAAGAUUUAUCUUUUCUUUACAUUCUGUGCAACUGACUCCAUCAUGGCGAACCAGCUGACCCUUCCUACUCUCGAUAAACUCAGAAGUUCAGUUUCUCCCGAUGUCGAUGUUCAAGCGGUAGCCGGUCAAUGGUUCUCAGCUUUCACGGAAGCGAUCCAAUCGAAGAAUGUACCAGCAGUUAUAGAUCUCCUUGUCGAUGAUGUCUUCUGGCGCGAUAUCCUGGCCCUCACAUGGGACUUUCAUACCUUCCAAAGCACCCCUGCUGUUGAAAAAUUCCUCAUAGAUCAACUCCCACUGUUUACUUUGUCUUCUUUCACGCUCAAGAAAGAUCUUGUAGAGCUUCAGAGACCAUAUCCCGAUCUCGCAUGGAUUCAGGCAUUUUUUGACUUUGAAACUACAGUCGGAAUUGCCUCUGGGGUGUUCCGACUUGUACCACUUGCGGAUGGUUCAUGGAAGGCCCAUGCGAUCUUCACGAACUUGGAAGAUCUCAAAGGUUUCCCUGAACAGAACGGUCCCAGGCGAGACCACCAGCCAAACCACGGAAAGUGGGCCGCGAAGCGUGCACGUGAGAUUGAGUGUCUCGACGAAGAGCCCAGCGUCAUAAUUAUAGGAGGCGGGCAGAGCGGGCUCGAUGUUGCAGCGCGGCUUAAGAUGCUUGGCAUGAAGAGUCUAGUGGUGGAGAAGAAUGAGAGAAUCGGUGAUAAUUGGAGGAAGCGUUAUGCAGCGCUUUGCCUUCACGAUCCCGUCUGGUAUGACCACAUGCCAUACAUUCCCUUCCCCUCCUCAUGGCCUGUAUAUACCCCCGCACUAAAACUCGCAGAUUGGUUGGAAUCAUAUGCACACAGUAUGGAGCUCGAUGUUUGGACCAGUGCCACCGUGAUGUCCGUCAUUCCGGGUACGAAGGGGAAGAAAUGGAGUGUCGCAGUGCAACGUGCAGACGGAAGGGAGCGGACCUUUGAGGUCAAUCAUGUCGUAUUUGCCUUGGGCUUCGGCAGUGGUGUGGGAAGAAUCCCAGAUAUCCCAGGGCAGGACGAGUUCAAGGGGCAGAUAUUGCAUUCCAGCAAACACAACCUUGCGACUGAUCACGCAGGAAAGAAGGUUGUUGUUGUUGGGGCGUGCACGUCUUCUCACGACAUAUGUGCCGACUACGCUGAAAAUGGCAUUGAUAUAACUAUGGUUCAACGUGGCCCGACUUACAUCAUGACCAAUAAGGAGGGGAUGCCGAGGUUAAUGGCGAUGUUCUGGGAGGGUGGCCCUCCAACUCAUAUUGCAGAUCGCACGAGCGCGUCUUUUCCGAAUUCGCUGGUCAAGUUACUGCACCAACGCCUUACGAAGGAGAUUGCUGAGGCGGAUAAGGAGCUUCUUGAUGGGCUGCGAAAACGAGGCUUUAAGUUAACAUUUGGCGAGGACGACUCUGGCUUUUUGCUUAUGGCGUGGAAUAAGGGAGGAGGAUAUUAUCUCGACGUUGGAGCUUCACAGAUGAUCGUCGAUGGAAAGAUCAAACUCAAGAGCGACGGGCCAAUCUCGCGCUUUACGCAGACAGGUUUGCUUUUCGAAGACGGUUCCUCUCUCGAUGCGGACGUGAUCAUCUUCGCUACUGGGUACGCUGAUCCACGUGCUACCUAUCGUGCGCUGCUUCCGGAGUCCUUGCAUGACAAGUUGCAUCCUAUCUGGGGCCUUGACAAAGAAGGAGAGUUGAACAGUGUCUGGCGCGAAGUCGGUGGGCGCGGCAAGGAGGGAGAAGCACUGAAUGGUAUAUGGUGCAUGAUGGGGAACUUGGCGCUUUGCAGGUUCCACUCCAAGCAUCUCGCAUUGCAAAUCAAAUCAUACGAAGAGGGUGUUUUCGGGACGAGGUAUCAAUGAAAGGCGCUUCGCUAUACUAGGGGAUUGAGGAAUGUAUCGUGGGGCCCACAGCUAGGUCUCACUGUGUCACAGACGACGG